Molecule: messenger RNA, 4709 nt
Organism: Alligator mississippiensis (American alligator)
Lineage: Eukaryota; Metazoa; Chordata; Crocodylia; Alligatoridae
Product: zinc finger protein 239-like
Exons: 2
Coding region: 415-1359 (314 amino acids)
Biological process (GO): regulation of transcription by RNA polymerase II
Molecular function (GO): DNA-binding transcription factor activity, RNA polymerase II-specific; RNA polymerase II cis-regulatory region sequence-specific DNA binding
Source: RefSeq, a predicted model, not a curated record
CGAGGCCGGCAUCGGGGCCUGCGGGCCAGCCCGGAGCUCGCUGCGGGGCGCGGGGAUCCCGCCGGCGGGCCGCCUCCUUCCUGGCGGGGGUGUCCCCCCAGCACCCUCGUGGGGGCGGCCUUCGCCCACCCUCUGGGGCGCGGGCGACCACCCCUCUGCCCCGUCGCCGCCGGGGUGUCCAGCCGGCCAGAAACCCCGCAGGCCCCAUCCGGCGCCCCGGGCCAGGUGCACACCUGUGGGGGGAUGCGACGGUCCCGUCCGCGUCGCGGCCGUGCAGCCACCGAGGCAUCAGGAGGUGCUAGGAAUCACGGGCAGCUGGCACAGGUGACCAUUCAUGCCCGACAGCCCUGAAAGUGUGUCCUGCACCAGUCAAGAAGAGCAGGAUCAGCCAGAUCAGGAAGCAGCCGCUGGCAGAUGGCCGUGGAGAUCAUCAGCCAUGCAGGCUGUGCCACGCCUUCCCGGGAGAGUCUGGAGCACAGCGUGAUCCUGGACAGCCCUACAGAGCGUGGCCAAAGCAGGGCAGAGCUUGGGAGGGUCCUUGCUGACCUAGCAGCAGUGGCAGAAAUCGGUAACCUUGGCCCUGCGCUGAGGGACCACGAGCCCACGGAAGGCCCUGGUGCCAACGCCAUGGCCUUGAUUUGCGGGGACUGCGGCAAGAGCUUUGCUAGGAAGUCGGACUUCAAAGUACACCAGCGAAUCCAUACAGGGGAGAGACCCUACACAUGCUCCUACUGCAGCAAGGGCUUCUACCAGGCCUCCAUGGUUCGGCGGCAUGAGCGCACACACACCGGCGAGAAGCCGUACCGCUGCUCCGUGUGUGACAAGUCGUUUGCCCGCUCCACCUCGCUGCUGAUCCACCAGAACACACACACCGGCGACCGGCCUUAUGAGUGCUCCUUCUGUGAGAAGACCUUCUCCGACCCCUCCACCCUUCUCCAGCACCGCAAGAUGCAUAUGGGCCUCAAGCCCUUCCACUGCGGGAUCUGCAACAAGUCCUUUAGCCAGUCAUCCAGCUUCACCUUCCACCGGGCCACACACACCAACGAUCGCCCUUUCAUCUGUGCCGAUUGUGGCAAGGCCUUCAUCCGCUCCACAGCUUUGCUUAAGCACCGCCAGACCCACGUCCAGAAGUCUUUUUGCUGCGGGGAAUGCAGCAAGGUCUUCCCGAAGCUCUCAGGCCUCCGCUCCCACCAGCGUAUGCACGCCCAAGGCCGACGGAUAGAGAUGGAGCUGAGGGAGAACAAGCGGAGGUGCUGGGAGGACAGGCAAGAUGUUGUAAAGCUGGGGUUCCCUGCCCCAGAUCCUCUGCCUCAAGACUGUCCCCUCCUGAACUUGGCUCCGCAGGAAGAAUCCAGCUGACCCUAGGACUGUGUUCAACUCUGCACCAUUAUUCAUCUGCACCAUUGGAUAUCAGAGGUAUAUUGAGGCUAUGGGUGCAGAUCUACGCUCCCUUCCAUAUACACUGGCCAGUCUCCCACAUUCUAAUAGGUCUCCUUUAGUAGAGACCAGAGCCCUUCUCUGUAUCACAACUAUGUCACAUCACUUCCUGUUAUACCUUUUGCCUGUCUCACAUUUCAGAUCUGAAUCUCUCUCCAUCCUCUUGCUACUGCCUUGCUUUCUUGGCCUAUGAUCUUAUGUACUCUGAUAAGCUAGAUGGGUCAUGCAGAACCAGGUCUUCAAUGACAACCUCCAGAGAAAGCACAAGUGAUUGAGAGGGAGGAUUUGGGGACCCUGUCUGGCAUUCUUCUAGGUCACUAUUGAACCAGUGCCCUGGCUUGGUGACAGGGGCGUUGUGCUGUUGUCAAGCAAAUUGAUUAAUUGAGGUCCUAACUACAUGUGGUCAUCCAAAGGCACUUUCUGCAAAACAAGGGUGCAGAUGUUAUUUCCAAUAUCUAUGCCAAAUUUCAAUUUAGUGGCCCAUCUAAAACACUACUCUCAGUGUCAUGUACUUUCAGAUAAAUCUCAUGUUCUUAAAUUCAUAUUCUAAACUGCUAUAUAGUGCCACUUAGUGCACCCUAUUAGAGGUGGCUACAUUACACUGAUGGGCAAAAUGAUCCUUGCAUGGCAUUUGUAAAACAUUUUGGAAUCUGCCUGGAUUGAAACCACAACGUAAACAUGAGAUGAUUAUUCCUGUACCUCUUAUCCUUCAGAGGUACAGGUUCAAAUUCUGUUCUCUUCUAUAGAGACUUGCUGUUACCACUGCACGCAGUUUGUAUUAGAGCUAUUCUUGAAUAGGGUGAAUGCUAAAAAAUAUUUUUGUUGACUGCCAACAUUGAUUUUAUCCAUAUGCCUUUAAAUGUUACCUUUUAACUGUUACUGUAGUGAUUUAAUACGAUGAAUACCUGCUAGAACAGCAUAUUCUAUUGUUGCAAAAUAUUCACGUAAACUAAAUUUCAAAUUUAUAUUGACACUGGAAAACUGAUUUUAAGAAUUAUGUUCAUCCAGGUAGGAAACAGAAACAUACCACGGGCACAUCACAUUGUCUCUCCAAUCCAAAGAACUUCAGACCAAGGGUUAUUGGCAGAAAUUACUUGGUCAGUGAUUCUGAAUAAGUUCAAGAGAAGUCACAGUCUGUCAGAGAGAGAAAAAGAGCUGACAAAAGUAAAUAAUACAUUGUUGAAAAGCAGGAUACACAUUUCAACAACACCCAUUUUGUCUCUCUGAACUGAAAAUUGUGGUAAAAAUUUGAAAAAAUCCCAAAUAAGGAAAAAAUUCAGGAAAAAGUCAAAAUAUUUUCCCUUCAUUUUCUUCUUCGUCAGCAUUGGAGCAAAAAUUGUCAAAAAUAUAAACAUUCAGAAAGUGUAGGCCAGAUUUUUACAAUGACUUAAUAUGAAUGACUUUGACCAGCUCUGAUGCCAUCCAUCUUGAGUAUAAACCUUAUUCUGUCUCCAUUUUGCCCAGAUUAGUGAGGGGAAAAAUGGUAAAUGAGCAGAAAAGUGACUUAGGGCUUGAUUAGAUACAAAUUCAAGUGCUAAUGAUGAUUGGAGGAACCUAAAUAAGCAAGACUAGUGCCUAGAAAGAGGAAGGGCCAUGAGGAAGGGAAAAGAGAAUGAGAAGGUUGGUUGGAAGAGUCCAGAGUCUUUGAUUGAUACUGAUGCUGCAGAACUGAAAAUACAUGCUCUGGAAGUCUUCUGAUAAAUAGGUGAUUUUUUUUCCAUUCAUAAAGCAUAUAAAUUCACCAUAAACUGAGGGUUACGGUAGCCAGAAUUGCAGUUUGAACAUGGAAAUGCUUUAGAACAAGGCAAAACUUCACAGUGCAGGGAGUUGGGGGUGGUGCAUUUCAAUUUACUGUGAUUAGUUUCCACUGUAUUAUCAAAACCUACCUCUCUUCAAUGUAAUGUGAUGAACAAGGGGACAGGGCUAGUUUGUGGGGAAGCAGCGUAAUUUUCAGGGAUUUCAACUUUAACAUAGCACUAGCUAUUUCCUUUUCAGUUCUGAAGAAAUUAAGCAGCAGUUUCUAGACCUUUUGUUACCAGCCGAAAAAGCCCUGAGCUCUCCCUGUACCUGCUGAAAAACAGCUUCCUGUUCAAUUGCAUUCAAAGCAAUUGGAAAAAGAUGGUGUUGGAUUUUCAACACAGCUAGAGCUUCCUCCUGUACCAUUUUGACAAGGCCAGCAAAGAGGCCACUUCUCUUCUACUGUUUGGCACUCAGCUCACUGUAUCUGAAACCACUCAGAGCUAUAUCCAUGUUUCAACCCCAUCAGUACCAGAAAAACAGGGUCUCUAGCCUGAUGCUAGGAGCCUCCAGGGCAGCUAUGAUGAGUCUCUGCUCUCACUUAGACCACUACAGUUGAUUCUAGAUGAGUCCUCUGGAUAAACAUGAAGAUCAGUUUUUGCCAUUUCACUGGAAAUCAGUUGUUCAUGUGAACCCACUCCAUUUUUGUUCCUUUUUAACCAGAAGAAAUCUACAAUCCUGAGAAAUAUCCAACCUGGGAAUCUGGGAUUGGAAUUUACUAUGAGGGAGAGUGACCUGUUUUCAUUAGAUUUCUACUCCGUUCAGCAAAGACCAACUCAGAAUACACCUCCCAGUUUCUGGGAGGUGUAUUGGGGGAGUAUUACCUACUGAUUGUUUGUCCUGCAUGUUAAAGCUGCAGUUUGAAACUCUGGGUAAUAGUAAGGGAUAGUUUCAAGCUGGUCUACUGAAGCUUCAUUUUUAUAUAUAUAUAUAUAUAUAUAUAUAUAUAUAUAUAUAUAUAUAUAUAGGGUAGGAAAUAUUCAUGCAGAUGCAGGAGACAAUGAGAAGGCAGCAACAACAUAGGAUAUCUAUUACAGAACCAUUCUCUAGAUCUUUAGGACCCCAGUGCUCGAGGUGGGCCAGCAGCGGCAAGAGAAAGAAAUCAUGCUGCGUACUGCUUCCUCUUCUGGAUCCGCAGGAGUUACCUCCUAUUCUAGUCCUGCUGGCAGGAGAAUCGAUGGGAGUGGACAUGGAAUAAGCUGAGGGCUGAUGAAUAGCCUCUGCUGGCCUGUGUGGCCCUGCAUGUUCACUACAAGUGCUCGGGCCUGAACAAACUAUCAGCAAUGUUAGAAGACUCUAUCUUUAUUUUAGUAUGUAAAAAAAACACUUCCUUGGGGUACAGCUGCCAAGAACACAAGCACUGUAGAGCAGCAAGUGCACUGAACACUCCCACAGCACUGUGAUGAAAGGAAACCUGUUAAUAAUCUCUUGACUUCUCUAGCCAGAAUAAAAGUUACAUUUCUGAUUAAAAAACA